Porites lobata is the source of this 1296-nucleotide messenger RNA. The record is from the annotation of a GenBank genome assembly. Lineage: Eukaryota; Metazoa; Cnidaria; Anthozoa; Scleractinia; Poritidae.
UUUACGUGCCAGUAUUGCAACAAAUGCUUCAAGACGCAAUCGUAUUACAAGACACAUAAACGUCUCCAUACGGAAGAAAAUCUUUUCAAGUGCAAGUAUUGUGAUAAGUGCUUAACGUCGUCAUCAGGCCUCAAGAGACACGAACUUAAUCACAUAGGCGAGAAAAGUUUCAAGUGCAACGAUUGUGAUAAGAGAUUCCCCUCUUCAGCAGCUUGUAAGGCUCAUCAAGUUUCUCACUCGGGCCAGAAUCGUCAUCAGUGCCAAUAUUGUAGUAAGACCUAUAGCAGUGUAUAUAAUUGCAGAACUCAUGAGCGCACUCACACGGGGAUCAAGCUUUUCAAGUGUAACCAUUGCGACAAGAGCUUUCCCACGCCGUCACAGUGCAGUCGACAUGAACUCAGUCACACAGGAGAGAAACCACAUGAAUGCAAGUUUUGUGAUAAAAGGUUUCGUCAGUUAUCACAUUGCCAAAACCAUGAACGUACUCACACAGGAGUAAAACCAUUUAAGUGCAAGCAUUGUGAUAAAGCCUUUACUUCGUCAUCAACGUGUAUGAAACAUGAGCGUAUUCACACCGGGGAGAAACCUUUUAAGUGCAAGCAUUGUGAUAAAGCCUUUACCUCGUCAUCAGCCAGCAAGAAACAUGAGCGUAUUCACACAGGGGAGAAACCUUUCAAAUGCAAGCAUUGUGAUAAAGCCUAUACCUCGUCAUCAACUUGCAAGGAACAUGAGCGUAUUCAUCGUAGGCUAUCGUAUUGCACGACAAAUGAAGGUCUCCACACGGAAAUAGACCCGUAUAAGUGCAAGGAUUGUGAUAAGAGAUUCCCCUCGUCAACGGCCUGCAAAGCUCAUGAGCUCUCUCACUUGGGGCUAAAACGUCAUCACUGCAAGUAUUGUACUAAGUCCUUUAGCCAUUUAUCAAAUUGCACGACUCAUGAACGCACUCACACAGGUGUCAACCUUUUCAAGUGUAACUAUUGCGAUAAGAGCUUUCCCACGCCGUCGCAUUGCCGUCGGCAUGAACUCAUUCACACGGGAGAAAAACCACAUCAAUGCAGGUUUUGUGAUAAAAGCUUUCGUCAAUCAUCACAUUGCCAGGAUCAUGAACGCACCCACACAGGAGAGAAACCGUUUAAGUGCGCAUAUUGUGGUAAAGCCUUUGGCUCGUCCUCAACCUGUUGGAGACACGAGCUUAUUCACAUAGACGAGAAACCUUUGUGAAAAGGGAUUUAACGAAUCUUUCAGAUUGCAGGAAACAUGAGGUGUAUCAAAACAUGAAGGUCAACCUCAGUCUCA